CAUUUUGUGAUACGUAACGUUGUUAUAAAUUAGCGCUUUAAAAGAAGUUUGACCCUGUUGGUUUGGGAAGCCGUCGGUUCAAUCUGCCCGUGGGCGGCAGCGGGUAAAUUGCCAGUUUCCCAGACUACACUGACUCAGGCUGACUGGUCUUUGUCAGCUCCCAGCAGCCAAUGGGAAUUGAGUGCCCGUGUGCCUGUGUUCAGUGGCAGUUCUAUGUACAGGAGGGGGAAGAGCGAUCAUGGAGUCCCCUCUGAGUGGGAGGAAGUGAGAGUUUCCUGUGCUUCAGGAUCUGUCUGGUAGCAGUGGAUCACUCAGGCAUUUUCUGGUAAGCAUUAGAGAAGCAGGACGGGAAGGGAGCCACUGCUGCAGAACAGUUACAGUAUAUGGGGCUCAGUUGCUGUUGUAUUGGCUGGUUACCGCUUUGAUCCCACAGACCUGCCAGUUCCUGAUCCUAGAAAUACCAGGACAUGGCUGCACUGUGCUUGCUACUACUCCUCUCUUUGUCUGAGGCCAUUGACCUGCGUGUACCAGAGUUACCGGUCAUAGGGCUGCUGGAUAAAGAUGUCAUUUUACCCUGUGGAUUCACUCCUUCAGAAGGCUUCUCCACCAAGAAUCUUAGUGUGUUUUGGAAGUUGCCAAACCAGCAGCAGGACUAUGGCUUUGUUUUGGGAGAAGAUCUACAAGAAAACCAAUCCCCACAAUAUAAGGACCGAAUUGGCCUCUUCCAUGAAGAACUGUCCAAGGGCAACAUGUCUCUGCUGCUCCAACGAGUCCGACUGACUGAUGAAGGCAUCUAUAUCUGCUUUGUUAAUGUCCAGAAUUCAAGCUCUGCUUCUGUGAGCCUACUGGUUGGGGCUCCUUUCACCAAGCCUACUUUGCAUUUGGAACCCAGUGAAGCACUGAAACCUGGUGAUCAAAUGACCGUGACGUGCCAUACCUAUGAUGGAUACCCAGAAGCCAAUAUACUCUGGCAAAAUGGUGAUGGACAAAACAUGACCGAAAAUGUCACAACUUCACAGGUGGCUAAUGAGAAAGGUCUGUUCCAUGUCCAGAGUUCUUUAAGUGUCAUUCUGGAGACAAGUGAUACUUACACCUGCCUUGUAUUUAAUCCUGUCUUACAAGAGGUGACACAUGCAUCCCUUACUGUCACUGGUCAGCACCUUUCAUUCCCUCCAGUGGUUCUUUGGGUGACCGUGGGGCUAUCUAUUUGUUUGCUAUGUCUGCUGGUUGCUCUGACUUGUGUAUGCAGAAAACACCUGAAACAAACAUGUGAGGAAGAACAGGAGGAUGCAGGAAAUGAAGAACAUGAGGAAAAUGGAGAACUCAAAACGGCCAUGCAGCCUCUCAAAGUGACUUCAGCUGGAGAGGAUGAUGAUGAUGCACCAGAUUUAGAAUAAGGCAACGUGAAGUUGCAGGCAUUAUUGUAUGUGCAUUACUCAAAAAUGACGAAAGGGCUCAAAACUACAACACACUGGAAACCGUUUAGGUUUUUCACUGAAGAUCUUCACUGAACUCGUUUUCUACAUCAAAGGAUGCUGCCUGAUGUGUCCUGCUUUUAUACCUUCUCAAUCAAUUUAUUACAGUAUUUUUUUUUAUUUAACGCUUUUUAUAAGAAUGUAAUUGUUUUUAAAGGAGGGGAUUUGCAGAGUAAAUGUACCCUCUGUUUUUAAAGGAACCUGAAACACAUUCUGGAGCAGCAUAUCUUAAAGCAUUUUAUGAGAAAGUGCUAAAUGGUACAGGCAACUGCUUCCCAUCAGAAGGAAUGCCAAGAACUGUGUGGAAGGUGGCAGCCCUCUUUAUUUCCAGAAGACCUUUAUGAUUUAUUGUUGUAACAUUUCAGCAAUUUUUAUUGAUUGCUUAUGAUUCAGAAUGGUGCAUAGUUAAAGGUGUUCAGCAACCCCCUUCCAUUCUGACUGCGGAUCAUUGGAUGAAUAUGAGCCAUUUUGAUGUUGCCAAAUGUCUGAAAGAUGAGGAACACAUGAAGCAGAUCUGAACUGACCUGAUCUGAUUUCUCAGUACCUUGAAUGCAGCCAGGGGAUGUUUGUGCUACCUAAUUAUAUAAAAGAAUGAGACUGUAAAGAUUGUAUUAUUUCCUUCUAAAAAUCUGCUGGCCAGAUAACAAGGAGGAAUUCACAAAUGUAUUUGUGCCUUAAUCUGUAGAAUCCAUAACCUGCCCUGUCAAGAACCAUGGUGCAAAAUACAAUUCAUGUUAGUAGAAUUUUUUUUUUAAUGUUUUAUUUAUUUUGCUGCAGACUCUAUUUACACUGGUAAAGGCAACACAUAGCUGCCAUCUCGCCCUCUCUGUAUGCCAUUGUUAUAUAGAUCCCUGCUACCUUCUGACAAAUGCAAGUAAUUAAAAGCGCUGCAGAUAA
This is a messenger RNA of Xenopus laevis (African clawed frog), 2372 nucleotides long. RefSeq names its product CD276 molecule L homeolog (gene cd276.L). Gene Ontology annotation, cellular component: external side of plasma membrane; membrane. The record is from RefSeq and is a predicted model, not a curated record. Lineage: Eukaryota; Metazoa; Chordata; Amphibia; Anura; Pipidae. The coding region runs from base 468 to 1397 and encodes 309 amino acids. Gene Ontology annotation, biological process: T cell receptor signaling pathway; regulation of cytokine production. The transcript has 8 exons. Gene Ontology annotation, molecular function: signaling receptor binding.